Prorocentrum cordatum is the source of this 219-nucleotide messenger RNA. The record is from the annotation of a GenBank genome assembly. Lineage: Eukaryota; Dinophyceae; Prorocentrales; Prorocentraceae.
GACCCGCGCCAUCGUGCAGCGCCCUGCAUGGGAAUCACCAGGAAAGGGCAAGAGAACCUCGCCAAUAUUGACAGCGGACUUUUUACCCGCGCCCACGCUGGGUGCGACGGGGUGACCCAAUUCGUGCGGGCGGCCACCCACGGCAUGGCCGUGGAGGAGUGCAGUGCCGCCGCCGCGCUUGCAGCUGUGCCCGCAAGCGCCACACAGCAGGAGAGUUAG